This is a messenger RNA of Pieris brassicae (large cabbage white), 2132 nucleotides long. Its product is annotated as thiamin pyrophosphokinase 1. The transcript has 7 exons. Bases 374 to 1258 code for a protein of 294 amino acids. Gene Ontology annotation, biological process: thiamine diphosphate biosynthetic process; thiamine metabolic process. Lineage: Eukaryota; Metazoa; Arthropoda; Insecta; Lepidoptera; Pieridae. Gene Ontology annotation, molecular function: thiamine binding; ATP binding; thiamine diphosphokinase activity. The record is from RefSeq and is a predicted model, not a curated record.
GUGGCAUUUGCCUUUUAUCAAGUAAAAGUUCGAAUUAUAUCACGUUUUAUUUCAAUUUAUAUUAUAAUAUUUAAAUCUGUGUCUUACGAACAUAAACUCAAAUCAAGAGCUUGAUAUAUUUAAAAAAAACAAUAAUUUAUAUUAAAUAUUUCGACAUCGACGUGUAAAAGUGAAAUAAUAAUAAAUUAUUAUAUUAUCCUCAUAACUAAUUAUCAAAAUUUACUGAUAUGCUCUAACAUAAUAUAUUCUAUGAUGACCUUUUAAUCGAAUUUUCAAAGGUAAUUUUCAAUAAGCGCAGUAUGCUAUAAAAUAAUUUUGCCAAAUUUUAUCAUAUAAUUUAUUAGAACAGAAAGUUAAGUUAAAGUACAACAGAAUGACUGCCAACGGAAUAGUUAAAAAGAAAUUACCCUGCAAUACAAUAAGUAAUGUUAUCAAAUGUUGGCAGUGGGAUAUAUCUCCAUUUAUUGAGAAUGUAAAACAGAAUGGCACCAAAUAUGCAGUUGUCAUUUUAAAUCGUCCCAUAACUCAAAAACAGGACUUUGUCAAGUGUUUGUGGAAUAAUGCCACAGUCAGAGUUACGGUAGAUGGUGGAACAACUCAUUGGAACAAUUUUUAUAAAAGCCUUGCAAAUGAAGACAAUAAGAAUAUCAAGUUGCCUGAUCUAAUAACUGGUGAUUUUGAUUCUAUCACCCAAGAUGUUCUACAGGAGUUUAAAAAGAAAGGUUGUGAGGCUGUGCACACACCUGACCAAAACUUCACAGACUUUACAAAGGCCCUAAUAGAAUUGAAUAAUUAUAAUGAACAGCAUAAAAUAGAGUUGGAUCACAUAGUAACAUUAGGCCAGAACUCUGGCCGCAUAGACCAAAUUCUCGGCAAUAUUCAGACACUUUUUCUGGUCAGAGAAAUGCACAUACUGCCGCCAAAAACAAAUGUGUAUAUAAUGUCUGAUGAUACGGUAUCCUGGCUUCUUUCGCCUGGCGACCAUGUUAUUUAUGUGCCACAGGAGACCAGGACGUUUAAACGGUCGUGGUGCUCUUUGGUGCCUGUCGGAGAAUGUUGUGACGCGGUUACAACUAGUGGACUUAAGUGGAACUUGAAUAAUCAGCCAUUAAAAUUUGGCUCCCUCGUGAGUACGUCGAAUACAUUUGAUCGAUCAGAACUGGUUAAAAUAAAAUGUAGUCACACACUACUGUGGUCUAUGAGGGUGCCGAGUUUAACUGAAAAGCAACGUAAGAAACAAAUUGAUUUAUUAAGCUAAUGCUGCUUACAAAUAAUAUUUAUGCCUAAUAAGGAAGUGGGUUUCAUAGUGUUAGCUAUAUAUAACAUUCAAUCACGCAAAAAUACUGGAUUCUCGUAAUCCAGCAGGGUUAUUUUGUAAAACCAUACUUCAUGACCUCCUUACUGUACUUAGAAAGAUUAUCGCUAAAUAUCAAGCCCUUAAAUGUAAACUUAUUAUAAUUAUUUAAGGGUAAUUACACUCUGUACUUAGCAGAAGACAACGCAUUCUGCAUACGAAUUAUAAAAUCGUAACGCAUGCCUUAGGCAGUGCUAGCCAAGAGGGUUUUUAAAACAUAGACAAUCCUGGUUUUAUUUCCAAAAAAUUAGGUCAAUAAUUUACCGCCACGAUUGAGGAAUUUAUAAAAUUAACGUAAAAGCACAAUGUUUUAAUAAAAAGUUCUUGUCGCUAGAUUUAAUUCUUUGUCUGUGGGGCUUGCACAGUUGACAACUGAUAAUAAUAUUAAGUUCAGGGAGAUACAAAAUAGCCGUUAUGACAUCUAUAAUGACGCGUAAAGUGUUUAGAAGAUGAUAAAUCAAACAAAAAGCGAUGUUUCGUUAUGGAAGGUGUGUUUGAUUAUGUCGGUAAGUAUGAGGACCAAAAAGCUGUUUUUGAUGGAUUUUCGUGUAGUCGACAAGUCAUGCUCAUCAGUACGUGAACGAUGAAAAGUAGGAUGAUUACUGGAAUACCUUGGAGUCUAGCAGUUCUCAAGUGGAAAGCUCGUUUCAUAAUAAAAAUGCUAAUAUUGUAUUUUUUUAUUCAGACGUAAUUUGUGUAUAUUAGAUGCUUAUACACGUACUUAUAAAGCACCUACAUUAUUUUAUAUUUUAGUAUGUUGGGUUAAUUUUAUUAUUGU